Messenger RNA from Lacerta agilis (Sand lizard), 2375 nucleotides. Its product is annotated as TLC domain-containing protein 4-like. Gene Ontology annotation, biological process: lipid homeostasis. Gene Ontology annotation, cellular component: endoplasmic reticulum; membrane. Bases 227 to 991 code for a protein of 254 amino acids. The transcript is spliced from 7 exons. The record is from RefSeq and is a predicted model, not a curated record. Lineage: Eukaryota; Metazoa; Chordata; Lepidosauria; Squamata; Lacertidae.
GCCUGGGGCCCCCGCCGCGUCGCGGGCGUCUCGGUGUCCCUGCGCAAAGCAGCAGGCGCGGCCGGAGGGAGGUGCGUGCGCCUUUGCGCGUGGCGGCGGCGGCGCCGGAGGCUGAGGCGCGAGAUCCCGGCAGGCGGGGAGCUGCAAGCGGCCGGACUGAAGCUCGGACGUCGGGCAAGCGGGAGCUGGAGGGGCUCGGCUGGGUGUCAGGUGUUGCUGAGAACCAAUGGAGGACUCUACCCGCAUGGGCUACUGUAUAGUGGCUGGCAGCUUUGUGGCCUUCCAAUUCUUCUUCUCCGCUGUCAGCCCACAGUUAUCAUUUUCGCUGAGUUCCAGAUAUUCCACCCUUCCAUCAGUCAAGCAGAACGAAUGGAAUUCCAGAUGUGUCUCCACCCUCCAUGCUGUGAUAGUCGGGCUCUUCUGCCUCUGCAUCCUUUGGUUUGACGAUGCUGUAAAUGCCAACCCUAUCUGGGGAGACCCGUGGCUCGUCAAGCUGAACAUAGCUGUCACGUGUGGAUACUUGCUGUAUGAUCUGUUGCUGCUAGUGCGGUACUGGAGGACAUUGGGAGAUUCCCUUUUCGUUUGCCACCACUUGGCAGCGCUAUACGCUUAUGGAUACGUGUUGAGCCGUGGGGUGCUGCCCUACUUUGCCAAUUUCCGUCUCCUCUCGGAACUCUCCACGCCCUUCGUGAACCUGCGGUGGUUCCUGGAUGCAGUUGGCUGGCCACGCUCUUCCUGGGUCGUCUUGGCCAACGGCCUGGCCAUGAUGGUGGUCUUCUUUGUGGUGCGGAUUGCCGUCAUCCCCAGCUAUUACAUGCAAGUCUACUCCUGGUAUGGGACUCCUGAGUAUGAGCGCCUGGGCCUGGGUGUACAGCUGGCCUGGAUCGGGCCCAGCCUAGCCUUGGAAGUACUCAAUAUGGUCUGGAUGUAUCGCAUCACCCGGGGCUUCUACCGAGCCGUCUGCCGGUCCAUGUCUCGCAAGGCAACAUGAGGAUGUUGAGAACGGGGCAGUACUUGGUCAGGAACACAGAGACUCUUAAGUACUUCUGGACCACGCUGGAUACUCCCCUUUCUAAUACUCUUAGAAGCCAGUAGCCAUAGGAACUGCUUCUGACCAUCCCCUUGGCCCAGGCAGACAACCCUGGAUCCACACAUCUGGAGCAUUUGUUUGUUUUUUCUUCCGUCAUCUUGGCCACCCUGAACAGAAUGAGCAACUGGAGAACAACAUCCAUCUCAGAUUUGGGGAUGGACUCUCUGGGCAUCUAACAUGUUUUUAAAUGUAUAGUUUAAACUCUCUCUCUGUGUGUGUGUGAAGCCCAGGAAUAUCCUUUGGCUCACAUGGGUGGGUGUGGAGAGAUAUAGCUGGACCAGCAGUUGCCUGGUUUUUGUGGCUUCGGGCUUAGACUGUGACAGUGCGUCUAAACAGCUCAUUGCCCUGUUUCAGCUAUAUGUCAAGGAAAAAUAUGCACCAUUGCCUCCAGGGUAGAGGGGCCUGGUUCUGUUGGAGGGAUACUUUGGAGGAAGAGAGAAGGGAUGAAUGGAAACCGUUCUGCCACUUUGCCCAAUGGCUCCUGGUUCUUUUAUAGAAGUAUGUUGGGAGAAUGAAAUAGGCUGAAUGCAUAGAGGAGGAAACUGUCAAGCGAGGCACUGAAAAUGGAGGAUUUUCAGUGCUUGGAUGGCAGCAGUAAAUACUGGAAGACAGUGUUUGGAAAAAGGUGUUUCCACUGUACCAGGUUUGGGUGGAACUUGACAUUCCUUCAUACCAGGCUCCUCAGAACGCUGUCCUCAGCAAAACAAGGCUUCAUAACUCUUCACUUGGGCAUAACCAUGACACUCUUGGCUGUGCUCGCUUUUGUUCUGAGAGCUCGAAAGCAAAGAGGUUGACACAAAAAGGCCUGAGCAGAACUAGAUCAAAGCAAACUGUGAGCUUGUUGGGGGCAGGCGGGGCGGACCCAGUUACCUUCCACAAGAACUACCCCGACAGGUGUUGGCUUCCGUUCUGAACCCAGGCAUCUCUCCUUGAGGCAGCAUCCCUCUUAAGGGGAAAAUUGCAUCAAUUCCAGCACAAUACUGCAAUAUUCUGUUGCACGUCAGUCGUAAUAUUGAGUGCAGCAGUUUGGAUUAUGGCUUCCUAAAAGUCAUGAGCACUCACUGGUAAUGUCAUGUGUCACAUGUGAACAUAAGAAGAGCUUGCUGGAUCAGGCUCAUGACCCCCCUCCCCCCCCCCCCAAAAAACCCCCGCAUUGUGUGCAUGGCAAACUGUGACAGCAAGGCCCCAGCUGUGGAGAUCUUGUGUUGUGAGCGUCACAUUGCUGCUGAACAUGGGAAAUAGAUGUGUCCCAUUCCUCUGUGGUCACUCAUAGUGAAAUUAAGAU